CUAUUAAUUCAAACGCAGAUAAUGUACGAAGCACGUGAGAUAUUGCUUAGCAAUUGCAUCAACCGACACCUGUAUCUCGGGUGAUAACUGUCUGUAUGAAACAGUCAACAGAAUACCUCGGUUCACAAUCUCUUGUCUCGAUUGUUUCACACUGUUGCUAUAGUUUCUGCUAAUUAGUCGAAAAGAGCCCGAUGCUGAAACAGCAGAAGAAUUGUUGUGAGGGUUAGGUUCGGCGCUUCCUUCCCUGUUGUCAUUUUUGCUUCGCAGGCCAUUGGUGUGGUGAUCCUUGGUGAACAUGAUGCUUCCAGGAGUCCAACUGGUUGUUGUCGCCAUUGUCGUGGCGUCCAGAAACGUAAUAUUAGUGAGAACAGACACUAACCUACUGCCACGUGGAUGGGACAAGAUAUGUCAGUCUACAUCCCUUGCUGCCAGUGACCUGAACGCAUCAUUUAAAUGUUUCUUGAGCGAAAAUGCUCCAGUCCAAUGGCGGCUUGCAGAUCUGCGACAGGAACUAAAAACUAAUGGUUCAAAGGUGUCCUUUGAAGUGAAGUGUGAACAAGGCGCCAACAUCAGUCUUCCAUGGCCGAUGAGGGCACCCGGUCUGGUGGAGUUGAGGGUACGGGACUGCAUACUGUUGGACCAAUUCGCUGAUUUCCAAACGCCGGCAGAGAAACUGAGCGACUCUCUGCGCGUGCUGGACAUGCAACAUUGUACAUGGCUGACUGAUAUACAAUCUUUUCUGAUGUUUUACUCAAAAAUGGAGAAAAUGUCCAAGGAGUUUGACUGUGGCCAAGACAAUUCUCUGGUUGAAUAUAUCGCGAGGAACAUCAGUAGACAUUUGAGAGGUCUUUCUAAGUCACUGUCAGGCCUAGGGCUGAACAGUGGUCCUUCAAAAGAUGCUGAUACUGGUACGAUCUUCAAAGAAUUAUUGGUGAAAACUGAUGAGAUCAACACAAAAUGCUAUUUCAGUAAACUGCAAGUACUCGAUGAAAGUGAUAAUGACAAUUUCCCUAAACACCAUUUUGAGAUGAUGGUGCCGAAGAAUAAAUAUCCGAGUCUUCGCAUCAUGAACUAUCGUAACAUUGGGUUACUUAGUGUCCCUGAGCAACUCAAGCAGUGGGCGAGGUUCUUUCCCAAGCUGGAGUUGAUCGAUCUGUCGUAUAAUCGAAUCAAAGAUCUCAACAUGGAAUACCCAUUCCCUAGCAACGUGAGCAUGACUCUGGUUCUGCAUUACAACAACAUUACUAAAAUCUCUAUGGAUAUUCUUAAACAUUGGGCUCAAAUCCCAAGCCUUUAUGUCGAUAUUCGUCAUAACCCCAUCAACUGCACCUGCGAACUUGCUAAUCUUUUGAACCAGCUAAAGAACGAGACUGCGUGGGCAGGACCGGCUAUGAAAUAUUAUCUUUCCCAGGUUCCUUACCUGAGGUGUUUCAAACCCUGUCAGCUUGAGGGUAGACAGUUUGGGUCUCUCUCGUUAAAUGAACUGCCUUGUCCUGUUUCUCCUGUACAUCAAAAUGACCUUCGCCCUGUAUUAGCCGCUCUAGCAGUCACCAUUGUGCUGUUGGUGCUGCUGGUGCUUGCUGUGCGCUACCGUCGCGAGGUUCGCAUCCUCGUCUUCACGCGCGCCCACGUGUUGCUGCCGUGCGGCCUUCCGCUGGCGAACGUGGACGUCGGUCUGGCGGGUGGCAAAACCUACGACGCCUUCGUGGCCUACGCACACGAAGACAGUGAGUGGGUGCUGAGGGAACUGUAUCACAGGCUGGAAAACUCCAGACCAGCGUGCAAACUGUGCAUCCACCAGCGAGACUUCGUGGUGGGCAAAACCAUCAUCGACAACAUCAUCGACAGCAUCGCUGCUAGCAGGCACACCAUCGUCGUCGUGUCACCCAAUUUCGUCAAGAGUUCUUGGGCCAUGGAGGAGCUUCACCAGGCUUUUCGCCAGAGCAUGGAAGAACGCAGGCGCCAUCUACUUAUAGUCAUGCUGCAAGACGUCCAGCCGUCAAGUAUGCCCGCCAUGUUGAAGACAUGCUGUAAAACCUUCACUUACCUGGAAGCUAGUGAUACACUGUUCUGGGACAGACUUAUCUAUUCACUGCAUGUCACAGAGAAGAAGAAAAUAAAACUGGACGACAACGAUGUCUACGAAGACGAGCUGAAGGAUGACGGCAACAAAAUGUUAGAUAAUAAUCCUAUCGACGACGAGUUGAGAUCAAUAUUUUUAGAGGAAAUGUUAAUGAUUUCCAGUGAUAUGAUGAGUAGAGGUGUCGCAGUUGCGAGUGAAGACAGGCCUCGCCCCAUCAGCUCAGAUGCCUUUAAUACAAGCGAAGACUCGCCUCAAGCCACGAACACGGGUGUCUUUACGACAAAUGAAGAUGAGCUUUGAGCGACAAAGCCGAGAACUCAAGAGAAACAUUUUGCUGACAAAUAUCCUCGUGAGGACAAAGCUACCAAUGUCUGAAGUCAUGUCUACUCAUCAUGUGGAAGCUACUCAGCUGUUGUUCCUUCCACCUCCCCUACAUCCCCUACCCCGACGACCAGACUUAUCCAGAGAAAAAACUGACGAGCCUGAUCACUAAUUUGUAAUCUUCCUGUUGGAGACAUAAUUUUAAUAAUGUCACGCAGAUUAUUAGUAAUCUAGGUCACAUGGAUGUAAACUGUCUUUAAAAGAAAGCUCUGAACACUUCCAUCACUUUCUUAACCUACUCUUCCUCUUAUUAACAUCAAAUAAUGUUUCUGUACAUUGCACGAAAUAAUGACAUACGACCAUGCUUAUUUGUUUACGUCCCUUGACCUCCUUGCUGUCAUUAAUAGUAAUGUUUGCCAAAGCAAAUGAAGUUAAUGAGAUAUUUAUGUACAUUUGUCUUAAAUCGUAGAAGGCGUGUAACUUCACAACUUUUUGUCAAUUUCCUUCAUCACUGAUUUUAUUACUAUUUUAUUAUAGUACUGACUGUAAUAUAACUAACAGCAUAUCCUGUAGCUGGAGGUCUGGGUUAUGAAGGGUUAUGUAACAACACAGGAAAGCAGACUUCAAGUCUACUUCCGGAAGGACACUCAGUUCUAAACUUGACCUUUAGCAGUUUUGUGUAUUUUUCAUAUUAUUUUAUUAUUCCAGAUGUUUGUCGCCUGACUGAUAAACCCACACUUGGAGGUUGAUUUAUGUUUCUCAAUGUCAUUUUUAAAUUCGGAUAAUGGGAAGUAAUUAAUGUCGUCUCAAUUCCUUGGUCCACAGAAAACAAUCAUAAUCCACUUGAUAUGAACAGUCUAAGGCAACAGUGGUUUGUUGAACAAAUGUACAUUUGUCACGAAAGUGUG
Molecule: messenger RNA, 3312 nt
Organism: Pomacea canaliculata
Lineage: Eukaryota; Metazoa; Mollusca; Gastropoda; Architaenioglossa; Ampullariidae
Product: toll-like receptor 2 type-2
Exons: 5
Coding region: 296-2383 (695 amino acids)
Biological process (GO): toll-like receptor signaling pathway; immune response
Cellular component (GO): membrane
Molecular function (GO): transmembrane signaling receptor activity
Source: RefSeq, a predicted model, not a curated record